This is a messenger RNA of Nicotiana attenuata, 465 nucleotides long. RefSeq lists its product as uncharacterized. NCBI's taxonomy places the organism in Eukaryota, Viridiplantae, Streptophyta, Magnoliopsida, Solanales, Solanaceae. The record is from RefSeq and is a predicted model, not a curated record. The transcript has 2 exons. The coding region runs from base 1 to 465 and encodes 154 amino acids.
AUGCCAAUUGGAACAUCCCCAUAUAGACUAGUCUUUGGAAAAGCUUGUCAUUUGCCAGUUGAAUUAGAACACAAAGCUUGUUGGGCAUUGAAAGUGCUAAACUUUGAUUUGACCUCUGCGGGUAAAAAUAGAUUUUUUCAGGUUAAUGAAUUAGAAGAGCUGAGGUUGGAAGCCUAUGAAAAUGCCAGAAUUUUCAAAGAAAAAACAAAAAUAUGGCAUGACAAGUUGAUCCGACAAAAGAGUUUCAAAAUUGGAGAUAAGGUACUUCUUUACAAUAGCCGACUUAGGCUAUUUCCUGGAAAAUUAAAAUCCAGACGGACAGGUCCUUAUAAUAUUACAAAUGUUACUUCAUAUGGUGCUAUUGAGAUUCAGCAGAUUAGUGGUGGAGACAAAUUUAAAGUUAUUGUACAACCAGAAUAUCUUAUGAAGGCCUCUACAAAAAUACAGUCACCUAUACAGGAGUAA